Molecule: messenger RNA, 1275 nt
Organism: Musa acuminata AAA Group (dessert banana)
Lineage: Eukaryota; Viridiplantae; Streptophyta; Magnoliopsida; Zingiberales; Musaceae
Product: U2 small nuclear ribonucleoprotein A'
Exons: 8
Coding region: 98-952 (284 amino acids)
Molecular function (GO): protein binding
Source: RefSeq, a predicted model, not a curated record
GAGUUUAUUUCUGCCGCCCGUUCGCUUGGUUGCCCACAGAAAGCAGAAUAUAGUAGAGCUCCGCGGUCGGAACCAGGGUUUUAGCAGCGCAGGGACGAUGGUGAGGCUAACGGCGGACUUGAUAUGGAAGAGCCCUCACUUCUUCAACGCCAUCAAAGAGCGCGAGCUUGACCUCCGCGGUAACAAGAUUGCGGUCAUGGAGAACUUGGGCGCCACCGAGGACCAAUUUGACACCAUCGAUCUAUCUGAUAAUGAGAUUGUGAAGCUUGAAAACUUUCCUUACUUAAAUCGUCUUGGCACUUUGUUGAUCAACAAUAACAGAAUUACUCGUAUCAAUCCAAACAUUGGAGAGUUUGUACCGAAGUUGCACACUUUGAUCCUCACGAACAACCGUCUGGUGAACUUAAUGGAGAUCGAUCCCCUUGCAUCUCUUCCAAAGCUGCAAUUUCUUAGCUUACUGGAUAAUAAUAUUACAAAGAAACCAAAUUAUCGAUUUUAUGUGAUUUACAAACUGAAAAAUUUGAGAUUGCUUGAUUUCAGGAAAGUGAAACAAAAGGAGAGGACCGAAGCAGAAAGAUUAUUUGCGUCCAAAGAAGCAGAAGAAGAGGCAAAGAAAGUGCCUGCAAAGACAUUUACUCCAAGUGAGGUUCCAGAUGUACCGGACACUUCAAAAGUAGAGCAGGCUCCACCUAAAGUUGCCCCCACUCUAGAACAAAUUACUGCUAUUAAGGCUGCAAUUGUGAAUUCACAAACUCUUGAGGAGGUUGCAAGGCUUGAAAAGGCUUUGAAGUUGGGCCAAAUUCCCGAAGAGUUUAUGAAUUUGGGCAAGGAAGCAACAACUGCAUCAGGGGAUGCAGUGGUUGAUGGGAUGGAUACAGAUGAUCAGAAUGAAGUAACUGAAGCUCAAGAACAAGAGCAAAAUGAAGAGGCUCAACCAAUUGAACAGGAUUAGCUGCAGCCGUUGCUAUCAUCAAGUAGUUAGAUCGUUCUCCUGGAAAGUUGAUAAUUUUGAAGGGAUUAUAUGCUCAUCCUCUGUAUUCUACGGAAAAAAGGUCAACAUGUUUGAACAGAGACGGGUGUGCUAUGUUUGGGUAAUGCAAGAUGGAGUAAAAGGCCUUUCUGUUAUUAAAACCACAAAUGCUGUUUAAAUUUUUUUGCGGCUCAUCAGGAUGAAACUUGUUAUACUAUGCUCGACUGAUUUCAAUUUGUGCUCCCGCAUACCUUUUUGUUGUGUUUAUUUAUGGUAACAAUGUUAUAGCCAUGCUUUCAUGUGAA